Rotaria sordida is the source of this 1131-nucleotide messenger RNA. The record is from the annotation of a GenBank genome assembly. Lineage: Eukaryota; Metazoa; Rotifera; Eurotatoria; Philodinida; Philodinidae.
AUGUGUGAUAUAUUGUUAAUUGAAGCAUUUUAUGAUGGUUCCCAUCGUUCAUUAAUAGAUCUUCUUCAUCGAGUAUUAUCUCCACGUUCAAUGUUAAUAACAUUACCAGGUACAAAAUGGCCAUGGCGUGCUCGAUGUUCAUCAUUAAUUUUAUCAGAAAUAAUACCAAAAAAUGAAAAUUCUUUUAAAUAUUUAUUUAGUUCAUCUAUUGUUAAUUUAAGUGAAUUAAUAUCUCUUCGUAUUGAUCUUCGUUCAUUAAAAACAAUAAUUUAUUUUCAUGAAAAUGAUUUAGCUUAUCCAAAACAAAAUGAAAAACAAGAACAAAGAGAUUUUCAAUAUGGUUAUAAUCAAAUAUUAACAGCAUUAGUUGCUGAUAUUUGUUUAUUUAAUUCUUUUUAUAAUUUAAAUACAUUUAUUGAUAAACUUGGACCUUUUCUUAAUCGAAUUCCAUCACCAAAAGCAAAUAUUCAACAAAUUCGAGAGACAAUUCUAAAUAAAUCUCAAGUAUUUUAUUAUCCAUUAGAUAAAACAAUAUUACCAAUUAAGAUAAAUAAUGAUAAAACAGGUCCAUUAUGUAUUAUUUGGCCACAUCGUUGGGAACAUGAUAAAGAUCCUGAAACAUUUUUUUCUGUUAUUCUUGAACUUUAUGAAACAUAUUCAUUAGAAUUUUCUUUAAUUAUUCUUGGUCAAUCAUAUGGUGAACAACCAUCGAUAUUUUCUGAAAUUUUAUCUAAAUUACCAUCGAAUUAUAUUCGUCAUUGGGGUUUUAUACAAUCGAAAACUGAAUAUGAACAAUUAUUAAUGGAAGGUGAUGUUGUUGUAUCAACAGCUCAACAUGAAUUUUUUGGUGUUGCUAUGUUAGAAGCAUGUAGAGUUGGAUGUAUUCCUAUUGUACCUGAUCGAUUAGUUUAUACAGAACUUUAUCCUAAUGAACAACAUCGAUAUAGAACUAAAACACAAUUACUUAAUAAAUUAAAAGAAUAUUGUCAAAAACCAGAUUAUCUUAGGAAUAAAAUAAUAAAACAAGAUACAUCACAAUUUGAAUGGGACAAUAACGAAUUUAUUAGACAACAAUAUUUACAAUUAUUUCAAAAUGAAUCAUUAAAUAGUAACGUCAAUAUAUCAGAUUAA